This is a messenger RNA of Xenopus laevis (African clawed frog), 7578 nucleotides long. RefSeq lists its product as uncharacterized. The transcript is spliced from 5 exons. The record is from RefSeq and is a predicted model, not a curated record. Bases 3674 to 7486 code for a protein of 1270 amino acids. Lineage: Eukaryota; Metazoa; Chordata; Amphibia; Anura; Pipidae.
CUGCUGACGAGCUGUGUGAUGUUGUUAUGGUUUGCUGCCUCCAAAAUCAUGUCCCCCGGUUGGAGUGAUGAUAUAAUAUCUAGAUAAAGAACCAUUGGUCUUUCCUUGGAAUCCUUGGGAUCUUGUGUUUGGCAUCAAACGGAAGCGCAUGGACUCCGGGGAUACGAGUGACUAAUACCCACAAUUCCGCUCGCAAUUGGGGAUGGAAAAAUGAUACUUCUAAUCGAACAGAAUAUAUGUACCAGUAAAGAAAAAUGGGUAUACAAAACGUAACUGGACAAUAUAAUUGGACUUUUACUGCCAAUAGUAAAUGGAUAAUAUGUGCAAAUGCUACUAACAUUGCUGGAAGAAGAGUACCUUGGCAAUCUUUAUUGCAUGUCUGGAAUAUAGAUUCUGCUACUCAAAACCUCGGACAUAUUAAAAGAUUGCCGGCUACCUGUAUACCUGUUGCUACAAUAGGACAAAAAAUUAUAUUGCAUAUUAAUAUUGUAUUUCCUGCCAAGAGAUCAUGUCAUAAUGCGAGACGUAAAAGAGCAUGGUAUGAUACCCUUUUAGGGGGAUAUGGUACAUUGGCAGGAACGUUAAAUAGUUUUGACAUAGAAACUUUAGCUAAUAGAAUGCACAAGGCAGGAGGCUUAACUAAUGAUGCUGUAGUGUGGCAAGCUAAAUGGAUGCCAACUAUUUGGGCCCCAUUACAACAACAAGUUGAAAUUGAUAAAAAUAUCAAUAAUAUGGAAUUGGAAGUUAAUAAUUUCAGUUUGAAUUUUGAUACUAACAUGAAAAAAUUUGUUAACUGGACAGUAUGUACAUUGCAGACUAUUUAUGAACAACAACAAAAAGAUAAUAUGAAAACUUUAUUAAUGACGGGUAAUGAAGUAUGGAGAACCGUGUUUAAUAGAACACAAGAAUGGAUACAAAUAUAUCCACAUCAAAUGGUCUGCAAUGACACCAUAUGUAAAGGAACUGUGAUAUUGUUUAAUAUAACACGUCCGACUAUUAUGUGUAAGUAUAUAGUAAUGCCUUUAAUUAUCUCUGGAUAUUUUUGGCAGCCUCUAUUUGUAGGAGCAUAUAUAGAUAACAAAAAUAGAACACACAAUUUAGAAAAUUGUGAAGAUACAUAUAAUGGGAAAGUUUGUAAAUUACAAUCAUCAGUAUAUGAACCAUGUUUAUUACAAAAUUCUAUUAAUCAUUGUUUGUGGACUGUCCUUCCACUAUCUUAUGAAUGGAUGUUAGAAAUCAGUCCACAAGUGAUAUGUGUAGUCACUAAUCAAUCUGUAAUACCUAAAAUGCAGACCCCUUUUGUUGAUUGCAUACACAAUGUUUUAGCAUUUACAUGGCAAAAUCAAACAUUUUUAUUAUCUCCAAAUGAGAUGAUUAAUAUUACCCAUAUUUGGACCCCUCACGUACUAGAUCCACCCAAUUGGAAUUUGUCUUUACAUCGCUUAGAGCGAAUUAUGAAUUCUUCAACGAAGUACGUGAUGUUAUUGUACGAUUGAAAUAACAGUUUGGCAGCUCACCAAUUAUAUACUACCAUAGUAGCUCAAAAAAUUGUAAAGUUAGGUUCAACCAUUGCAGAUGCUACAUCUCACCAUUGGUAUGAUGUUUUCACUGGGUAUAGCCCUUCUGCUGAACACAUGUUCUCUGUCUUGAUUCAUCCCUUGCUCAUCAUCAUGAUAUGUAUGUGUAUUUUAACUAUUUGGAAUUGUUAUGUCUUCUAUGGCAUGUGUUGUAAACCAACAACACAACAAAUUAAAAUGGUAACCUACGGUCGCAUUAAUCAUUAGGGGCCGAAUGUGAUACAAAUGUGAUGUGUGUGUCUAUGACUGACUAAUUGAUUAGCCAGAAUAGAAAGGACUGGGGUCAAUACAAUGAAGCAUAGGCAAUAGAGAUAAUGAUUAAGGCUCCUGUAGGUUACUAAAAGUCAAAAGAACAAUUCAUAUAAACAUGUUGUUGCAAGCGUGAAUCAUAGUCAUGAGACUGAUAUUUGCUGCCAAAUUCAAUAGUUCCUGUAGGUUACUAAAAGUCAGACUCGCCUGAUGUUGUUGUGCAACAUCAGGCCCAAUCAGUAAUUGCCUUGUGGGAUCAACCCCACGAAUGAAGUAUAAGGUUUGAGAUUUUCCCAUAAUAGCUAGGGACUUUGCCACUGCUGACGAGCUGUGUGAUGUUGUUGUGUUUUGCUGCCUCCAAAAUCAUGUCCCCCGGUUGGAGUGAUGAUAUAAUAUCUAGGUAACGUAUUAAUUCAUUAACCCUGUAUAUAUUAACUCUUUUCACUGAUAAGUGUAAGUAAUAAAAAGUGUUGCAUGACAAUUGAUUUCCUGUUUUAAUACAGUGAGGUGUGGGUGGGGUAGGUUAAGCUACCAAUCAUAGCAAUACAGGGGCCCACUUUACGAAAAUACAGAGCGGCCCCUCUGGCAAAUGCCCAAACAAACAGAUGGUCAGUCCAGGCCUGUCUGAAACUAUAACUAAUUGUGACCUCUGUGUAACAGGCUGGGGGCAGUAGAACAAAGGCUCACGUAAUGAUAAAUUCCCGAAAUAGUUUGGCUGGGGAAAGUCAUUUACUGGAAUCUGUGGGGAUGCAGAGGAAAAUGAAAGUGAAAGAAAUAAUCCAGUACUUGAGUGGGAACAAACACCAGACUUGGGUAUAAAGUAAAAUAUCUUUUAUAUAGCUGAGAACUGGACCUAUAGAAUCUACAGCUCAUGAUAAUCAGAUCAUUGACAGUCAGUCAGAAGUACAACUUGUGAAUUCCAAAAUAAUAUCGGUAAACUUUUAAUGGAUUUGCGGGGUGUUUGGGCAUAACUAGAAAUAGAUGGGGCUCAUCAGACAUUUGUAGAGCAGGGCACUCAAAGAGGAUCUUCCCCCGGGCAAUGGAAUAAAGUAAAUGAUGUCAGAUCAGCAGAGGCCUAUGACUAAGUGUGUGUGACACGAAACGCGUCAGGCUGAUCUCACAUAAUAAAUAUUUUACUUAUCUAAUUGCCUGGUGGAAGAUUGCCUUUGUUUGAGUGCCUUGCUCUACAAAUUUCAGGACUGAUCCCCUUGUUGAAGGCUCAGGGCAGUGCACCUGGGCCUCUUUCAUGACCUGGUGAGUUACUUUAACUUGGUUGGACUGCUACCAUUGGUUGUGAUUUAAUAAUUGACUGGAUAUGAGGAGUGAAGGCAAAGAGGUGAUACAAUAUUAAUUGGUUAAUUUUCCAAGGGAAAAACUAGGGCAGAGCUUUGUGGGACCCCAACAGGACCACCAUCAGGGGAGCACAGUUUUCCCAGGUCUGGUAGUUUUAGAGACUACACAGAAGCCACCAAAGAUGAUCUAAAGACCUGAAACCCCAAAGCUAAUGAACAAGAGCAGAAGACCCCAAAAGUUUGUACAGUUCACAGUGAAACUACACAAUGUUCCUCUAGGACCAUGGUGCUACAAAACACAACAUAGAAGUACAGGACAACAGACAAAAAGUGCAAGUGCAAAGAUAUGCAACUCAUGCAAGACAGGACAACAUGGUGCAGGGACAGGACAACAUGGUGCACACUCAGCAGAUGGCGGCCCUGACCCCCAAGAUAGAGGGAGGAGCCACUGAUCGAACCUAUUGUUUAUCCUCUCUGGUUUCCUCAAGCUCAGCUCCAUUCCAGGUCUCAUCAAACAUCUGGUGUCAUUAGUUGCCAGUUGGAAAGUGUAGAAGGAUGAGUGACACAAGCAGCCAACAAAUGAAACCGAUGUUGGGACAAUGGGAAGAUGUGAUUGGCUUAGUGACAACAGAAAUAACAGCACUGGGACGUCCAUUCUCCCUUGGAAGUCUCUAUAACUGCCACAAUGAUCAGCUGAUCCCAGGGGUCACUUUGUGGAAUAAUGAAGCUUUGAAAAAGGAUCUGGUAGUGCAACCUCAGGAAAAAACAUCAUUUGUAAUAAUAGAAUCUGACUCUCUUGUGGAAAAACCCUCAUCUAUGAAUAUCACUUCAUCUCUGAAAGCCAGUUUUCUUGCUGGUCUGAUAGAUGUUGGUGGAGCAGCAACUUACUUAAAUGAUACUAAGACCUCUAAGCAUCAAGCCAGAGUCAGCCUCAAAUACUCUAGAACCUCAAGAUUUGAAUAUGUGACCAUGAAUCAUUUAGGAAUGCAAAAUGUGACCUACCAUGAUGUCUUUGAUAAAGGGACAGCCACUCAUGUUGUUAUUGGUAUUUUAUAUGGGGCACAGGCUUUCCUUGUGUUUGAUAGUGAGGGCUCCUCAUCAGAAAACACACAGAAUAUAAGUGGAACUCUCUGUUCUAUGGUCAAAAAAAUCCCUUCAGGUGGAACAGUGAAACUGAAUGAGAAUGAAAGGGAAAUUGUGAGCAAGUUCAACUGUACGUUUCAUGGGGACUUUGCUUUGGACAAAAAGCCAGUUACUUAUGAAGAUGCCAUUAAAGUCUAUGCCAAUCUGCCAAAGCUGUUAGGAGCGAAUGAGGAGAAAGCUGUGCCCAUACAGGUCUGGCUGUAUCCUCUGAGUAAACUACAUAACAGAGCUGCUCAGGUCUCUCAACAGAUACAUGAGAACCUUAUUUUGGAGGUUGAAGAGAUCCUACAGCAGAUGGCAGAGGUUGACAUGCAGUGUAAUGAUUUGGUGAAACAUCCGGCUGCAGUAACUUUCCCUGAUAUCAAGAACGAAAUCAGCCAAUUUAGGGACCUCUGUCAGCAAUUCACAGUUACAUUUCAGAAACUGCUGGCCCAAAACUUACCUGCCAUUCGCAGUGGCAAAAUAAAAGUCACAGAAAUGGAAGACAUCAUAUUGAGAUGUCAGCAAUCACCAUUUGGAAAGGUCCACACUGAAGAGUUUUUGAGUAGAAAACAACAAGAAAUACAAUUUGUGGGUUCAUACAUGAAAUGUUUCGCAAAUAUCCCCAUUUUAACAUCAGAAGAUGAUUUAAAUCAGGUUCUUAAUGAUCCAUUGGUUGAGUGUGUGGUUUGUUUCAAUUUUACUUCAUUAAAAGAAAAAGAUCUCUAUGUUUCUGAUCUAGGUAAUUGGCUUCAAACUGAUACUAUGGUACCAACGGGGAUGGUAUAUGAGAAGAAGGAGGUCACACCAUGGUUCAAAGACAAACAUAUAGCAAGCAAGGGAGAAAAAUAUGUAAAAACAUUUCAGGAAUUAGCUCAGAACAAUAAAUGCAAUACAAAAUACAUCGUAUCGUCCACCCUGGACCAAGAGAAUCAAGGAUUUUCCAUUUACCAAUAUGUAGGUGAUAAAUUAGUGAGCAAAGCAUUUGAGCCUCCAGCUAAACCCAACCUCCCAUGUAUCAGCCGUAAGACCCAUGAUAGCAUUGAACUAACUCUUAAUCCUGCUGAUUUUGGGAAGGGAUUAAUAGAAGGAUACACCAUUGAAUACAGACAGGCUGAGCAGAACAACUGGUCUUCCCUUAGAACAAAGAACAAUGAUCUCCAGGCCACAGUCAGAGGAUUAAAUGCCUAUACAAAGUAUCAGUUCCGAUAUUCUGCAUUGUCAAUGGCUGGUGCCAGUGUGGUCAGUGAUAUUACUAAAGAGGAGACAACCCUUCCUACUAGUCCACCUGAAGAAAUUAGAGGAGAAUCUUACUCAGAGUCUCUUAUUUUACACUGGAAGGAACCUUCUGUAAGAGGAGUUGGAGUUUCAGUAACAGAAUAUAAAGUAGAAUGGAAGCAGGAUUCUGGGUCACAGGUCUGGUCCCAAUUAAGAACAGGGAAUAAAGUGGAGAAGUUCCGCAUUGAGAAUUUGAUUUUAAACACAUCCUACACAAUCCGUGUAUCAGCCAUAUGUGCUGAUCUUGGGGCAAGUGCUCCCUCCAACAACAUUACCAUUUCCACAUCUCAUAUCAAAAUGAAGUUUCUUGACAGCAAAAGUUUACUACAUCAAAAGAAACCUCCUGUGUAUCAGCUACAAUCUGAGUUCAGUAAUGAUGGAUAUCGCAAGUACAAUUUAGGGCAGAAACAUGUAGGGAAACCAAACAAAGUGGUAUUAUUAGUGGGGGCUACAGGCUCGGGGAAAACAACACUGAUCAAUGGAAUGUGCAACUACAUCCUGGGAGUGGACUGGAAAGACGACUUUAGAUUCAAACUUGUACAUGAAGUUACUAACCAGUCUGAAGCUCACAGUCAAACGUCUGAAGUCACAGCCUAUGUCAUUAACCAUAAUGAAGAAUACAGAAUUCCUUAUUCCCUCACCCUGAUAGACACCCCAGGAUUUGGUGACACUCGGGGGAUAGAGCAGGAUAAAAAGAUCACAGCAGCUAUUGACAGAUUCUUUUCAAGUGACAAUGGCAUUGACCAGAUUAAUGCCGUGUGCUUUGUAGUUCAGUCCUCUUUGGCUCGUCUCACUCACUCCCAGAAAUAUAUUUUUAAUUCUGUAUUUUCUAUUUUUGGAAAGGAUAUUAAGGACAACAUAAUGAUUCUCAUCAACUUCUCAGAUGGGGAAAGACCCCCAGUUCUAGAUGCAAUUAAAACUGCUGAGAUUCCCUGCCCUCUGGACCAGGAUGGGGACCCCGUUCACUUUAAGUUCAAUAACUCAGCCCUGUUUGCUGAUAACCAGACAAGUAAUAUCAGUUUCAAUCAAAUGUUCUGGACCAUGGGGGCAGAAAGCAUGAAGACAUUUUUCCAGUCCAUGAAUCAAAAGGAAACCAAAAGUCUUACACUGACCAAGGAGGUUCUAAAGGAACGAAAACAACUGGAGAUUUACCUUCAGGCUUUACAGCCACAAAUUAAGGGCGGACUGCUGAAAUUAGAAGAACUAAGGAAAACAGAACUGGCUUUGCAGCAGAAAAAGGAUCUUAUGGAGGCAAAUAAGGAUUUUGAAUAUGAAGUAGAGAGAAAUGUUUCUAUAAAGGAGGAAGUACAUGGUCACUUCAUUACCAACUGUGCAAAAUGCCACUUUACUUGCCAUGAUAACUGUGAUUAUGACGAUGACAAGGAUAAAAUUCUCUGUAUUGCAAUGUCAAAUGGCUACUGUACAAUGUGCCCAGGCAAAUGCAUCUGGAGUGUUCAUCACAAUCAAAAAUACAAGUUCCGUUAUGAAACAAGAAAAGAGAAAAGGACCUACGAAAAGCUAAAAGCAAAGUAUGAAAAGGCCAAUGGGGAGAAAAUGAAUGCAGAAGAAAUAUUCCAAAAUCUUGAGGAUGAUUACUGUAAUGUACAAGCUGUUGUGCUGUUACUUAUUGACAAAUCAUCUGAGAGCCUGAAGCGCCUGGAGGAAAUUGCCCUCAGACCCAAUCCACUGACAACCACUGAAUACAUUGAUCUGAUGAUACAGAGUGAGGAACAAGAAGCCAAAUUGGGGUUUCAGGAGAGGAUCCAGUCCCUGAGGUCAGUGAGAGAAGAUGCAGAGAUCAUCAGGAAGAUCAGCAGUGGGGAGUCACUACUCCCAGAACAACAGAAAAAUCAGCAGGAAUCAAAAACUUUGAGGGAAAAAGUGACAAUAAAAGUGAUAAAUUUCACUAAGGUUCUGAAGGACAAGUCACAAAAUAUAAUGGAAAUUAUUUCCUCUUUCUUCAAUUAGUAAUAUGAUGAAUACAAUUCUCUUUCAGAUCAGGGGGAAGGGGCUGUACAUAACAAAUAUACAGAGUCUCAUUAAAGAAUAUUGAUUAUUUA